AUGAGAUCCUUUCAAGCAUAUCCUCAGUAUACCGUCAUUCCACGUAGUCUGACUGUAGCCAAGCGCUUGGCACAGUGUCUCAACCCUGCUCUUCCAGCUGGCGUUCACGGAAAGACACUGGAUGUUUAUGCUUAUAUUCUAGAAACAAUUGGGCCCGAUCAAUUGGCUGAGGAUAUCACACUGUGGUCGUAUGGCUUGUUCCCAUUCCUGCAGUAUGCAGCACUCUCUGUCAAACCCCAACUACUCGACAUCUACGAGAAGUUUUAUCUGCCGCUGAAGGAGCGGCUGAAGCCCUGUCUAAAGAGCUUUAUGAUUGGAUUGUUGCCAGGUCUGGAUGAAGAAGGCAGCGAGUUCUUUGACAGAGUCCUCAACAUUCUGGAUAACCUACGAAAGAACGUGGAUGAGACAUUCUUCUUUCAGUGUAUGUGGCUCAUCCUGAUCACGUCCUCUCAGCACCGCGGGCCAGCCCUCCAUUACCUCGGCAGAAGGAUGCCAAUGCUCACCAACACAGAAGAUGUGGCAUUUGUACUGGGCGACGACGCAGGACUCAUGGUCAGGGCAUUUUCAGCCACCGUAGGGGAUUCUCAACUUCUUGUUCAGCGCGCCAUGCUGGACUUGAUGGUCGUACACUUCCCCAUCAGCAAUGGGUUAAUCGAGCAGAAUGACCUGAUAGUUUUGGUGAAGGCAGCCGUCGGGGUUGUACUUCGCAAGGAUAUGUCUCUGAACCGGAGACUCUAUGCUUGGCUCUUGGGUUCGCAGGAAGGCAAGAAGAAGGUCUUUGACGGGCCAGCAAAGUCUGCAUUGAUUGUUGGACUACAGAGCAUAUUGCUGUCGGAAGGAGAAGAGCUGCAAGAGAGCCAGAAACCUUAUCGCGUGUUCGUGUCACUUUUGGACGAGUGGGACAUUGGGUACCCGGUCAUUCAGGCGGUCUUUUUGGACGCCUUGGUGUCACUAAAGCGACACGUAGUUGUGGGCGACCAUGGUGCUGAGCUCAUUCAAACAGCCACCAUGUGGAUCGACAUGACGGACCCAUAUUUAAUCUGGAAGAAGCUUUCAGAGGCGAUAUAUGAGAACUUUCCCGCGGAGUCAGGCAAGGAGUCAUACGCACUCGAUCUGGGAAUUAUCUCUGAAAACAAAGUUCUGCUGUACGCUGAUCAAGUCAACAACGCGCUUUCGCUGUGCUUGAUGCUCUUCCGCCAUAUACCCGCAUCUGUCUUUGCGCCACAAGCGAACCAACUUAUCCAAGCACCACAGCCCACACGCGCUUCCAAGUCAAAGCCUUCAACCCCAGUACCGACACCUAACAAAGGAGAGAGCAAUGGACCCGCCGCCGCCUCCAAUGUCAUCUCCUUCGAGCCAGGAAUGAGCGCCAAAGAUUACAUUGAGGAGUUCUUCAUGCUGGUGCCUCAAAAGACGGACGAAUCGGAUUUAGCAACCAAGGAGUACGCAGGAAUCAACGGUCAUGCGUUACGACAGCAGGCCCUCACGAUUAUCCAGAACUUCAUCAGCAACAUUCUGGACGCAUGCAUGGCUGACGACUCGAGGACGAACAUCCGUACUCUGAGAACAAUGAUCCAAAAGUCUUGCAAGAUCCUCUCGAUCCUUUCUCGAUACCAGACACCCAGCUCACCCCAGGACUAUUUCUCUGGACCUUGGCUUGACAAAAUGCGCCUGGCUUGCCACAAAAGUGACGACUUUGCCAUGAUCGACGCAUUACUCACCACAAUUGUAGAGUUGACUGUGGAUCUGAAAGUUGUUGAGCACUCGUUUGUGGACAAUCGAGAGCACAUGAAGGCAAUUGUGGACAGGCUCUGGACGUUUUUCGCAGAGGAGUACAUGCAAUUGCACCUGAGGGUCUCGCAGCUCAUCUGGAUGCUACAGGAUGUGACCUCCCUUAGCCAUGAAGUUGAGACGGCCAUCGCGUCAUACUUGGUUGUAGACAACGCGAGGGCUCGCGUCGACGCAUUUCAGAAGUUUGGUGUCUUCUGGCGACUUUCAGAUGACAUUCAACACAACUCUACAGCGUUUGUGCGGCCUAUGAUGCUUAUGCUGGACUCCCUCAGUAGCACUAAUCCGUCCAACAGGAGAGCAGGAGAAACCUGGAUCAGGAGUAAUCUAAAGUCUUACCCUAGGCUGCUUGAUCCUCUCAUGCUUGUGCUCUUUGACCACACCAUCGUGCGGAAUAAGUCAGAGGAGACAUUCCACAACGAGUACUUCCCUGUGCAUUACUACAUCCGGAACUUCAACCAGGCCCAGGUUCAAUAUGUCUUCAACACCCUGCUGACCGUCUUUCGAUUCGGCGGUCUUGGAUUUUUGCGCUCUAUCCGGCAAUCAACCAUCCCUAUCGACAUGAUCCCAGUCGUGGCUGAGAUUGUUGGCGUUUCAGAUUCCAAGACUACGCCCACAUACUUGGAUUGCUUCGUCAAAUUGGCGUUGAGGUUCAUCGAGAGCGAGCCUACAAGCGACUACAAGUCGAUGCUGAACCUCAACGAGGAGAUCCACAUGGUUGCUGCCGACUUUCUGCACUUUAUCAUUUCCAAGAUUGACCACAUCGACACCAACCUUCUCGCCAUGAUCCACAAGACGGUUAUCAACAAGAUGCUCUAUUGCAUCAACCACGAACGUCUUGACUUACAGAGUCGCCUUCUCCACCUGCUGCACGCCACAAUCCUCAUGGGAACUACACCGGUCAAGAAGCCGACUUCCGCCAACUCGACCUCCCAUAACGGAUCUUUGCCUCGGGACAGCUCGAUGUCAACAUUCGAGGGCGCGACUGGACACAACCAAUCGACACAGGAUGCAGGCGAAGGUCUGUUCCGCGUCGUCGGGUCAUCACCUUUAUUUGUGAAAACAGUAUUUGAUGCCCUCUCGGUCCCAACCAAUCGGCCAAUUCUUCAGCACUGGAUGGACUUUUUGAUGCUUGCGCUUCCCUUCCUGACCAACUAUUUCAGGAGGGUUCUGUUGCCUGUGGUUCAGUGUCUCUGCGACCAGAUUUUGCGGAGCCGAGCCUCUUUGAUCGAGGCAUACACCGACAAUGACAGGGUCGCGACUGGAUCGCCCAACUUGACCGACCAAGACUUGAUGAUUUUCUUGACGGGACUUGAGCGCUUGCUGACAUUCAGUUUGGCAGAGGCACGACUCGGAGAGGAGGUAGACCCUGUCCACAAACAAGAGUGGAGCGAUGGUUUGCGUGGAACACAAGGUCUUGUUGCCAAUGUCUUGAGCAUCGAGGUUCAUACUAGCGAUUCAUUUCAGGAGAACAAGGCUCGCGACACCGUUCUUUACAACAUCGUCAGUAUCAUUCAAAUUUUCGUCGAACUCUGGUCUGCUUUUGACGGCAAGGCGAUCAACGUGUCAGAGACUGAUGACAUUUCACUGCAGUUUAUCGGAGAUCGUGCUCGCGCAAGGGUGAAGCGAAUCUUGGCAGGACUGUACAAAGCAUACCCUUCGGAAGUGACGGAGGCAUUUGUGGAGCUGUUUCUUGCCGAGAACCCCGCAGUCCUCGAUCUGGAGAACUCAAAGUUCGAGUCUGAUUACAGGACGCUCGAUAUCCUGAGCACCAUCCCAGGAGCAUCGCCGCUGGCCAUCUUCUUGACCCUAUUGGAGAGCACCAGGGCUAGAACCCAAGGCAUGUCGACCACUCGAUCCAAGCGCCCUAAUCUCCGAAUCAGCAAAGCUUCGGAUACUGUACUGCUGCGAUUCAUGGAGAUUUACUGCACGUACUUGCCUUCGGCAGAGUCGUUGAUCGAUCUUUGGCCGAUGUGCUUGAACUUUGUACGCGAGUACUUUCCUCAGGCAACGACCUACAAGUACGCUUUCCCUUCGCUGCUCCGAAUCAUGACUGUGAUCUGCGAUCGACUUUCACAUACCAGCUACUUUGACGACAAGAAAAUCCGACGUGAUGCCAGUGAUCUCUACCAGCGUGUUUUAGACUACUGUAUUUUGAUUGCUGGACGAUCCUUUGACCAGGGCAUUUGGCUUCGCAACAGGAAUCCUCAAGACUUUGAGAUUAUGGAAGAGAGUGAUGACUCGCGGGAAUCUGUGCGGCCGCCUUCUUCGGCCAUGACGGAAGUGGAGCAGGCUAGACGUGCAGGAAAAACCAAGGAGGACGUUUUGAUUCAACAGAUCCUGGUCAGUUUGUGCCAACUUGUCAUUCCCAACCUUCGCAGGAUCCUGCAGGAACAGGACCGCGUCACGACUGCAUUCACCAAUCUGAUGUACUAUGUGAUCGCACCAUCACUAAAGUCGCGUGCAGGGAUCAAUGACUCGUCAGUGGACCUGCUCUGCGAGAUCUCCAAGAUCCCCUUUGCCUAUCGUACGUGGCGUAAGGAAGUCUGGGAAGUGUUCUUGGACAACCGCUUCUUUGCCAUGGGUCCUGCUGUUGCUCGUAAAUGGCGCCAGCUCAUCCAAACUGCGAUGACUUCAGAGAAAGAACGAUUGGUGGAGCUUCUUGGACGGAUAUCGACUUCGCCCACUAGUGCCCUGUUUACGAGCAGAGAUCAGGAAUCUCUUAACCGGGCCCUAAUGUUACGCAGAUUGACAUUUGUCAUUUGGUGUGGCACUGUCGACCAGUAUCUGCCCCAGCUGCCCAACAUUCAAGAGAAGUUGGUCGAAUUGCUCAAAUUGAGUUCCACUGAGCAAGUCCACCCGGAGAUCUACCUGUGUUUGCGAGUUUUGCUUUGCCGAAUCUCCAACCAACACUUGAACAACUUCUGGCCAGUCCUCUUAACAGAACUUAUUCAACUGUUCAAUUUGUUCUUGACAGACGAGAAUGAUCGGCCUGAACAGAUCAGUCUCUUCUUGUCGGCGUGCAAGUUCCUGGAUUUGCUUUUUGUUCUUGAGAACGGACUGUACUUUAUUCAUCAAUGGAUCUUUAUUUCGGACGCGAUCCGUCAGACGGUGAUGCACUCGCCUAUGGGUGAAGCGAUGCCCCAUGCCUUGAUGGACCGUCUUGGCAAGAAGUUGUUUGAGGAGGCGCCACUGGAAGGCUAUGCCAGCGCCAACAACAACAAUACCAACAUCAACAGCAACAGCAUGCUCUCAGAGGAAGACCGUUGGUUGACCGAGAACGAUAUCUUGCAGCAAAUGUCAGUUGGAUCCCAGAACCUUGCCUCGUCUACUGGUUCCAACCUAUCGAUACCCCUCUCUGCAUCUCCAACCUUGACGGGACCCCAGUCUGAAAAAUCUGUCGUUCGUGGAGGUUUCCAACCGCAACAGCAGUCGUCAUCGAGUUCGAGCAGAACUCUGAAGAGACCCAUGUUGACGAUGCGCUCGAUCCAACAUGUCCGCGAGCUUGAGUUCUUCUUGUCGCAUGUGGCCCAGUAUGUGUACCAUACGACCUACACACUCGCCAAACCCGAUACAAAGUUCAUAGAGGCUCUCAUCGAGCGUGACAUGCUCGGUGGUAGUAGCAUAGAAGAGUAG
Linnemannia hyalina is the source of this 5424-nucleotide messenger RNA. The record is from the annotation of a GenBank genome assembly. Lineage: Eukaryota; Fungi; Mortierellomycota; Mortierellomycetes; Mortierellales; Mortierellaceae.